AUGGGGUACGGUAUUCGUUUCCGGAACAAAAGAAAAAUUUGGGUUCAACCCUGGGCAUCAAACCUACGCUAUCGAACGAUGCCAUCCGUAAGACACCGAACCGAUGAAGCGAUCGACCCCAGAAAGACUUCGCCAUUGCUGAUUCUUGCUCUUGACAUCGGUGUUGGCAGUGCUCGGUUAUUGCUUUUUUUCAGCGUUGAAAGAUUCUUUUUCGCAGCUAUGGUUGGGUUGCGGAAACUUGACGCGUUCGUCAAGACGCGGCCCGAAUUGCGAUCACAAAGUGCCGUUGGUGGAAUGAUCACACUGGUGGCUGCGACGGUGUCAGCCUUUUUGUUUGUGGGUCAGAUUAUUCAUUACAUUAUUGGAAAUCCGAAAGACUCUCUUCUGCUUUCCAAAUCCGUAUCAAUUCCGCUCAUUCCUCUCACCAGCAACUACCUGACAACAAAGAUUCUGGAACGAGCAGCCAAACUCCCUUUGGAUAUGCUGAUAACUUUCCCCUAUUUACAUUGCAGUCAGCUGGAUUUCAAUCACGAUGGAGCAUCGCUGGCAACAAGCGAAUUCCAAAAGCUACAUCCCAAACACUCUCUCACGAUGCGAACACCAUUCCAGCACGAAUUAUCAACAGCAAAGUUUGAAACCAAAAAGGGACAGGGUUGUACCAUCGAGGGACACAUCCGUGUACCUGUGGUCGCAGGAAAGUUCGAGAUUACUCUCAACAAGCGCACGUGGCAGCAAGCUGCCAGUAUUCUGAAUCGCCAAAUGUUGAUGCAAGUUCUGGGUGCCACAUCCGAGCACACUUCAUCCAAUGACGAGCUCGGUGACCGCUACAACUCCACACACUUUAUCCACUAUAUUCGUUUCGGAGAUUCCUUUCCACUCAAUAUAGAGAAGCCCUUGGAGAAACGACGUCACAUCUUCCGUAACAAGUAUGGCGCAAUGGCGGUGCAAGAGAUGAAGAUCGAGCUCGUACCCACCUACACGUCCACAUGGUUGCCGACGUCCAGUCGACAAACCUACCAAGCGUCCGUUGUAGAUAGUACGAUAGAACCGGAGCACAUGGCGCAAGCCGGUGCCUCUUCGUUGCCUGGCCUUGCUGUCCAGUAUGACUUCUCGCCGUUGACAGUUUAUCAUACCGGUGGUCGUGACAACAUAUUGGUGUUUUUGAGUUCACUGGUGAGCAUUGUGGGUGGUGUCUUUGUUACCGUCGGCCUCGUGAGUGGCUGUUUGGUACAUUCGGCUCAGGCUGUAGCGAAGAAGAUAGACUAACGUUAACAUAUUUC
Messenger RNA from Phaeodactylum tricornutum CCAP 1055/1, 1280 nucleotides. RefSeq lists its product with no specific name. Gene Ontology annotation, cellular component: COPII-coated ER to Golgi transport vesicle; endoplasmic reticulum. The record is from RefSeq and is a predicted model, not a curated record. Lineage: Eukaryota; Bacillariophyta; Bacillariophyceae; Surirellales; Neidiaceae. The transcript has a single exon. Bases 1 to 1266 code for a protein of 421 amino acids.